This is a messenger RNA of Triticum turgidum subsp. durum (durum wheat), 237 nucleotides long. Lineage: Eukaryota; Viridiplantae; Streptophyta; Magnoliopsida; Poales; Poaceae. The record is from the annotation of a GenBank genome assembly.
AUGAGCUCCAUGGAGGUUCCAGUUGGCACGGGAGACCUCGCCGGCGAGUCGUGGCAGAAGUCAUGGCCAGAGGUGGUGGGCAAGUCCAUAAAGGAGGCCAGGGAGAUCAUACUCAAAGACAAGCCCGACGCCGACAUUGUCGUGCUGCCAGCUGGGUCACCGGUGACCCGGGACUUGAGGCCCAACCGCGUGCGCAUCUUCGUCGAUAUCGUCGCCGACACACCCUUCACAGGCUAG